UAAAUCUUGAUGAGUGAGUCUUGAAUCUAUCAGUUUAGUUUAUAGUAGUCUUGAUGAGUAUUUAAUAUUAAUAAGAUCCUCUCCUCCAUUCCAUAGCUUUUCUACUUUUACUUUCUUCAUUCAAACUCUCUCUCUAAACUUCUCUUCAGAUCUUCAAGAAAAUUAAGAUGUCAAAGACCGGAGCUUUUGAUCUGGCCAGUGGUGUUGGCGGAAAGAUCGAGAAAGAUGAUGUUCUCGCUGCCGUUGAGAAGUAUGAGAAAUAUCAUGUCAGUUAUGGAGGAGAAGAUGAAGACAGAAAAUCUAACUACACGGACAUGGUCAAUAAGUAUUACGAUUUGGUUACUAGUUUCUAUGAGUUUGGCUGGGGAGAGUCCUUUCAUUUUGCUCACAGAUGGAAUGGAGAAUCUCUCCGCGAGAGCAUCAAACGCCACGAGCACUUUCUUGCUUUGCAACUGGGAUUGAAGCCUGGGCAAAAGGUAUUGGAUGUGGGAUGUGGUAUUGGAGGACCACUCAGGGAAAUUUCUCGAUUCAGCUCAACAUCUGUGACUGGUUUGAAUAACAAUGAAUAUCAAAUAACAAGGGGGAAGGAACUGAACCGGAUUGCAGGGGUCGACAAGACUUGUAAUUUUGUCAAAGCUGAUUUCAUGAAAAUGCCAUUCAGUGAUAAUACAUAUGACGCUGUGUAUGCCAUUGAAGCAACAUGCCAUGCACCUGAUGCUCUUGGGUGCUAUAAAGAGAUAUACAAAGUGUUGAAGCCUGGGCAACAUUUUGCUGCAUAUGAGUGGUGCAUGACAGAUGCCUUUGAUCCCAAUAAUCAGGAACACCAGAAAAUCAAGGCAGAAAUUGAGCUUGGUGAUGGGCUUCCGGACAUCAGAUCAACAAAACAAUGCCUUGAUGCUCUAAAAAAAGCAGGAUUCGAGGUGAUUUGGGAGAAAGAUCUUGCAGCUGACUCUCCAGUUCCUUGGUACUUGCCUUUGGAUACAAAUCACUUUUCUUUGAGCAGUUUUCGUUUAACUUCUUUAGGACGUUUCUUCACGAGAAACCUGGUCAAAACUCUAGAAUUCAUCAGGCUUGCUCCUAAGGGGAGCCUAAGAGUUCAAUCUUUUCUAGAAAAAGCUGCUGAAGGACUUGUUGAGGGUGGAAGGAGAGAGAUCUUCACGCCCAUGUACUUCUUCUUGGCUCGGAAGCCAAUUUCAGAUAGCUAGUAAGAAGUAAUUGUAGACUGAUUUGGAUUCAUACCUUCAGCGCAAGUUGUGAGUAGGAGGUAUAUAUGGACUGAUCUGGAUUCAAGCUUCAAUGCGGUCUUUUGUGUAGCUUUUAGCUCAUGUAGAAUGUUGCUUGCUCACUAGGGUCUUUUUCUUCUUAUACCUCUCGUUUAUUUCAUUUCUGUUUCUAGCAUAUCGUUUUCACUUUUCACCAUAUGCUCUUGUACUCUCUAACUUCGACAAAAUGAUGGCUUGAUAUUGUCAAUGUGAAAUUUUGCUGCAUUAUCACUU
Molecule: messenger RNA, 1496 nt
Organism: Amaranthus tricolor (Joseph's coat)
Lineage: Eukaryota; Viridiplantae; Streptophyta; Magnoliopsida; Caryophyllales; Amaranthaceae
Product: cycloartenol-C-24-methyltransferase
Exons: 14
Coding region: 168-1205 (345 amino acids)
Biological process (GO): sterol biosynthetic process
Cellular component (GO): endoplasmic reticulum
Molecular function (GO): sterol 24-C-methyltransferase activity
Source: RefSeq, a predicted model, not a curated record